AUGUCGGAAUUGGUAGCUGAGCCAGCUGGACAAUCUGAACAAUUGGAUAAACAGUUAGAUACAUUUUCUGCUGAAUCGGACGACGACUUUGGUGAUUUUGAAGAAGUUGAUCAAGGCGACUCAGGCGUCUAUUCAAAUGAUUUGAGCGCUAACAAAGAAGGGCGUAUAAGAUCAUACAGUGGCAAUUUUGCAACAAUAGCAGCUGAUAUCUCACAGAAUUUGGAUAAAAUCUUUAAUGAAAGUAAGGGGAAUUCAGAAAAUGAAUACAAAGACAUUUUUCUUUUUGAUGAAAGAGCAGAUCAGAUAUUCAAUCGAUUAAUUAGCGAAGAAGAUGACCAUCUCUCUCCAUUCAUAUGGAAACAGAGUAUGAUAUACAAACAGGUAUUGUUGAAUUUAGAAAUAGAGCCACGUGCACACGUUACUUACGCAAAACGUCAGUUACCAUCUGCAAAUGGUAGUCGCAAAGAAUUUAAAAAUCUAUAUGACUUUCUCAAGAGCUCAUCAACUAACGCCGAACUUGACAAACUUCUACUACAAGUUCCUGACUUCAGCCAAUUAGGAAUUGAUAAAGAUGGUGAAGAAUACAACCAGAUAAUUAACAAUACCACAUCAACAAUAUCUGAGGCGAAGAAGUUGCUGAGAUCGGGAAGUGUAUCUGAGCUAAUAAAUUUAAAGGAGAGGCUAUUGAAACUUGUUUCUGUAUGGGACGUCAAGUCUCAUGAUAUCAAUGAAGACAAUGAGUUGUUUUCUUCUUAUGUUGAAAAUUUAAUAGGUAAUACCUUGAAGAAAAGGCGUGAAAAGAGACAAGCCAAAGCAUCGAAAUCUAAAAAAAGAUUGAAGUAG
Messenger RNA from Pichia kudriavzevii, 843 nucleotides. RefSeq lists its product as uncharacterized. The record is from RefSeq and is a predicted model, not a curated record. Bases 1 to 843 code for a protein of 280 amino acids. The transcript has a single exon. Lineage: Eukaryota; Fungi; Ascomycota; Pichiomycetes; Pichiales; Pichiaceae.